AUGCAGCCUCAACAUGAGAACUGGACCCUUGUGGAAGAGUUUGUCUUGGUGGGCUUCACAGGCAUCAAUGAGGGGCGCCUGCCUCUUUUUGCCUUCUUCCUGGUCAUGUAUUUGCUGACCCUGACCGAAAAUGCCAUCCUGGUCCUGCUGGUGGCAACAGAAAGGCGCUUGCACACCCCCAUGUAUUUCUUCCUCCUCCACCUUUCAUGCCUGGACAUGUGGUACACCUCCCUCACUGUGCCCAAGAUGCUGGCCAGCUUUGGAUCCCCUGGUGGCCGAAUUAUCUCCUAUUCCGCCUGCUUGGCCCAACUUUACCUCUUCACCUUCUUGGGCAGCACUGAGUGCUUCUUGCUGGCAGCCAUGGCCUAUGACCGCUAUGUGGCUAUUUGUGUGCCUCUGCGUUACCAGGAGAUGGUAGGCCGAGAUGCUUGCAUGCUUCUGGCUGCUGGCUCGUGGCUAGUGGGGUUCCUCACCCCAGCACUGCCCAUCUACUUCAUGUCCCAGUUGACUUUCUGCGGCCCCAAUGUUAUAGACCACUUCUUCUGUGAUGCUUCUCCACUCAUUGUCCUCUCAUGCACUGAUGUCUCCCUGAAGGAGACGGUUGACUUCCUGGUCUCGCUGAUGGUGCUCCUGGUUUCCUCUGUUGUCAUUGUAGUAUCGUAUGUCCGCAUUAUCUCCGCAGUGCUGAAGAUUCAUUCCGUCGGAGGGCGUCGUCGUGCCUUUUCCACCUGUACUGCCCACCUGACAGUGGUGUCCAUCUUCUAUGGGACACUCUUCUUCAUGUAUGUACGUACUAAGGUGGCCUCAUCGAUCAACCUCAACAAGGUGGUGUCAGUAUUUUAUGCAAUAGUCACCCCUGUGCUCAACCCCCUCAUCUAUAGCCUACGGAAUGCAGAGGUGAAGGGGGCCUUAUACAGGGUUAUUUCCAAGACAAAGCAGCUUGCAACGUGA
Podarcis muralis (Common wall lizard) is the source of this 951-nucleotide messenger RNA. RefSeq names its product olfactory receptor family 6 subfamily Q member 1 (gene OR6Q1). The record is from RefSeq and is a predicted model, not a curated record. Lineage: Eukaryota; Metazoa; Chordata; Lepidosauria; Squamata; Lacertidae. Gene Ontology annotation, cellular component: membrane. Gene Ontology annotation, biological process: G protein-coupled receptor signaling pathway. Gene Ontology annotation, molecular function: G protein-coupled receptor activity; olfactory receptor activity.